Molecule: messenger RNA, 2773 nt
Organism: Gossypium arboreum
Lineage: Eukaryota; Viridiplantae; Streptophyta; Magnoliopsida; Malvales; Malvaceae
Product: protein STRUBBELIG-RECEPTOR FAMILY 5-like
Exons: 16
Coding region: 389-2509 (706 amino acids)
Biological process (GO): protein phosphorylation
Molecular function (GO): protein binding; ATP binding; protein kinase activity
Source: RefSeq, a predicted model, not a curated record
AGAAAUAUUUGUUAUACUAUGAAAGGUGGCCGGAAGGAAGUGUUAGAAAGAUCCGGAACCAUUGGAAGGCUCUUAUUUUAUUUCUCCUCAGCUUCGCCACUUUACAUCUCCUCUCACCGUUGUUAGAGGUAUCCUCCUCUUAACCAAAUUUAGCUUAUUCGAAAGAGAAAAAAAAAGAAGAACAAUCUACGAAACAUAAAGAAAAGGAAAGGGAAAGAAAGAAAGAAAAAAAACACCAAGGGAAACCUAAAAAGUUUCUCCGUUUUUAGGAGAUUGUUGUCAUUGAUGUUUGUUGUUUCCUUUUCCUCCUGCUUGGGUUUACGCAUGAAAGGAAUUGAACCCCACAUUCCCACUCUGCCUUUUCGUUGGGUUUUUCUGGCAUUGGAACAUGCAUCAUUUUGUUGAAAGAAGUUUCCUGUUUUUUCUUGGUACCCUUGUUUCUUUUGUCCAUUCCAAGACAGAUUCCCCAGAUGUUUCUGCCCUUAAUGUGAUGUUUAAAAGUCUAAAUAGUCCAGCCCAAUUGAGUGGUUGGAAGGAUAGUGGUGGUGAUCCAUGUGGUGAUGGCUGGAAAGGGAUCAAAUGUUCAGGCUCAUCUGUAACUGAAAUAAAUUUAAGCGACCAAAAACUCAGUGGACAAUUGGGGUACCAGUUAUCGAGCUUGUCUUCAGUAAAGAUCUUUGAUUUGAGCAAAAACAAUCUCAAUGGUGAUAUUCCAUAUCAACUACCUCCCAAUGCUCAACGCAUAGACCUUUCUGAAAACAAUUUUAAUGGUAACGUGCCUUACUCGAUAUCUCAGAUGACCAACCUUGAAGACAUAAAUCUUAGCCACAAUCAACUCAAGGGUCAGUUGAGCGAUAUGUUUGGCAAAGUCCAAAAACUUAAAUCAUUUGAUGUAUCCAACAAUCAACUGUCUGACAAGCUUCCAAAUUCAUUUGCAAAUCUUACAAAUUUAAACACUUUGCAUCUACAGAACAACCAAUUCACUGGAUCAAUAAAUGUCCUUACUGACCUUCCCCUCAAUGAUCUGAAUGUUGAGAAUAACGAAUUUACUGGAUGGAUUCCUAAUGAGUUGAAGGGGAUUGACAAUCUAAAAACCGGAGGAAAUUCUUGGUCAACUGGGCCAGCUCCUCCUCCACCCCCUGGUGUACAACACCGUCGCCGUCCCGCUACAGAAGAGAAGAAAAGUGAAGGUCCAAAGAAAUCUCUUCAGAAUGGAUUAAUUAUAGCUUUUUCAUCUUUAGGUGGACUUGCUCUUCUCCUUCUCCUUCUCCUUAUGUUUGCAUUUACAAGGAGAAGAAGGUCACCUCCCCCAUCCUCGCUUUUCCUCGAUGAUGAUAAGAUGAGUGGGCGUAAAGGUUUUACUCCCCUUCAUUCACAAGAGUUAGGCGCUGAAUCAUAUGUUGGCAUUUUGAAAGAACCCAAAGAUUUUAAGUCAAUGGAUCCAGGUAAUGGAGAUAUUAAGUCUUUGCUAAAAUCUCCAUCAAUGGGCCUUAGACGUUCGGUUUCAGGUCGUGUGUCCUUCAGUGAAAAUGAGUUUGCAAACCGUCUGAAAGGAAGAAGAAGCACUUCUGUUCAAGCUAUACCUUAUUCUUUGGCAGAUUUGCAGAAAAGUACUGAUAAUUUUGCACCAGGUCGACUUCUGGGUGAGGGCACCAUUGGUCGCGUUUAUAGGGCAAAAUAUCCAGAUGGAAAGGUUUUAGCAGUGAAAAAGAUAGAUUCCUCACAUUUUCAAGGCCAGAAGCCUGAGGAAUUCUCAAAACUUGUUACAAACAUCUCUAAGCUUCACCAUCCUAACAUUGCUGAACUUGUUGGCUAUUGUUCAGAACAAGGGCAUAACAUGCUAAUACAUGACUAUUUCAGGAAUGGCUCACUUCAUGAGUUCCUACAUUUAUCAGAUGACUUCAGCAAACCCCUAACUUGGAAUACCAGAGUUAGAAUAGCUUUAGGUGUAGCCAGGGCUAUUGAGUAUCUCCAUGACGUUUGUUCUCCAUCUAUGGUUCAUAAGAACAUCAAGUCAUCCAAUAUUUUGCUUGAUCUUGAACUCAAUCCUCAUCUAUCUGACUACGGCAUGGCAAGCUUUCAUCUGCGUACAAGCCAGAACCUCGGGAUGGGAUACAAUGCUCCAGAAUGUGCACAACCAUCAGCAUAUACACUAAAGAGUGAUGUUUACAGUUUCGGGGUGGUAAUGUUAGAACUAUUGACUGGUCGGAUGCCUUUGGAUGAUCAAAGACCAAGAUCAGAACAGUGCUUAGUGAAAUGGGCCAGACCUCAGCUUCAUGACAAUGAUGCACUGGCAGGAAUGGUUGAUCCUGCCUUGAGGGGCCUCUAUCCUCCCAAAUCACUCCCUCCAUUUGCUGAUAUUGUUGCCCUCUGUAUACAGUUGGAUCCUAAUCUUAGAUCUUCAAUAGCUGAGGUGGUACAGGCAUUGGUACGAUUAGUUCAACAAUCAACCAUAAACAUGAGAGAAGAUCUUUCAGCUUCUUGCCGGACAAACGACUCUGAAUAUUAAUAUGUUUGACUCUUGCCAUUAUUAUUUUUUAUUAUUCUUUUUGUUUUUGGUUCCAUAGAUUAUUGUCAUUCUACUGUAUAAAUUUCUAGCACAUUUAAGUUGAGAAGAGCCUUUUUUUUUUUUUUUUUAAUUUAAAUGUUUCCAUGAUGUACCUGCUUGUAAAAUAACAUAGAAUCUUUAGGAUUUCUAUUUUCUUUGAUAAUAAUUUCUUCCAUUAUCAGAGAUAAAGUUUUUGGAAAUAAAUUAGGGUUGAAUAUUUUGAAA